Messenger RNA from Phoenix dactylifera (date palm), 1023 nucleotides. The record is from RefSeq and is a predicted model, not a curated record. NCBI's taxonomy places the organism in Eukaryota, Viridiplantae, Streptophyta, Magnoliopsida, Arecales, Arecaceae.
AUGGAUGACACCUUGAACCAAAUCCUAAUUCAUGCAUGCAAGCUCGCCAGAGACCUAGAAACAAAACUCCCACACAUCGCAAACCAUCCCCCACUCCUCUUUAGCUCCUGCGAAGAGGUUGCUGAGGCCUUCAAUAAAGCCGUCCAUGAGCUGCACUCUCGCAACGCGCCGCAGUAUAACACUCAGAUGUUCUUUGGGGAGACGUCGGGGUCUCUCUCCGAUAUGCGCACAGCGUCACCUUUGGAUAUACGUGCCGGAGAAGGGAGCUCCCAUGGUGGUACCUACACGCCGGCAAUCAAUUUUUCCCAAGGGCAACCGAUGGAAGAAGACAACCCAUUCUACCGUCGCCGGACGCCGGAGGAUCAAACGAUUACACCGGAUUUGCGGCACUUGGGGUUGGAAAUCCAAGGCUCGGGUGGUGGUAGCACCCCUGAUACGCAUAUUGAGGCAUUCCGUAGGGGUGGAGGAGAGGCUCCGGUGGCCGCCGAUGGCUCCUCGGUGGCCGAGAGAAGACCGACCGGGUCUUCGAUUCAAAGAUCUUCGAGGAGGAGGAGCUACUACCGGUGCACCCACAAGAGCUACUACGGGUGCGAGGCAAAGAAACAAGUCCAGAGACUUGACGAUGAUCCAUACACAUAUGAGAUCAAGUACUGCGGCACCCAUAGCUGCAAUACCUCGACCACACCACUCCUCAUCCCCUCUCUAGCACCCAACGACAACAACAACACCAGCAGCAACACCAGCAACCCACAAGGGGAAGCGCCGAUGCCCGAAGCCACCGCACAACCGCCUUCUUCCCUACCCACUUCAACCCAACUGGGUAUCUGGUUCUCCAGGGAGCUCGAGCAUGGCCAAAGGGAUAUCCUAUCCCUCAUGGAUAGCAACACACAAGCCGGCCCUUCUAACGUGCAAGGUGGAAGGGAUAUUGAUUCCGUCGCUGCUUUGGCGGAUGUCAUGUUCAAUUCGGGCAGCAGUGGGAGCAGCAUGGAUGCCAUCUUCUCGCAGCCGAGGCAAGACAAUUGA